AUGAAGGGCUUAUGUACCAUGAGUACACUUCUUUCGCCAGAGAGUAUGGAGCUUUCUGUUAUCGAUCCAAUAUGGUGUAGUAACCAUAUUGAGUUUAAAAUAUGCAUAUGGAAUAGUCUCGCACGAGAAGUGCCGUUAAGUAGUACAUAUCGUAGGUUUAGUGAAAUUUAUCCUGUGUUUAAAAGAUUAGUUGAACUUCAACCUAGUCCUCCGUUACCUCCUCUUCCAGAGAAAAAGUUUUUUGGUAGUACUGAUCCAAUAUUUGUAGAGAAACGAAGAAGGGAAAUUGAAACCUUUUUACGGGCGGUCUGUAGAAAUAGGUUUUUGGUACAUGAUGUAGCGUUUCUCUCAUUAAUAGGCUUUUCUGACGCCAAGGCAGCAUUGGCACUAGAGGCUGAGAAGAAAAUUGGAAUUUUUAAAAGCAGUAAAGAAGGUUUGUUAUCAUAUAUACCGUUUGAUAUGCCUCCUUUAAAUGUAGAAGAACUGUUGCUCGUAACUCGUCAGGUUCUGCGAUCAACUAAUUAUUCAUCAGUGGGUGUUUUGCCUCCGUUAUCAUUCCGCCCACCACGUCGAGUUCAUGCCAUUAUAAGAGAUAAUUCUGAGGAAUACAUUUUAAGUAUAAUUCAAUCUCAUCCAACGCGAGGUAUAAAUCUUACUAAUAACAAGAAAGCUGAACGAUUUUGUAGUUUGGUAUCACGUCCUAUUUUGCCUUGCGUGUUUUCACCAGUUGAUGUUUUCACAGACGGAAUUCGAGCCUAUAUUGUUCGUAAGAUCAUUAAAAAAGGUUCUCUGCGUGAUUGUCUUUAUAAAGCUACUUGGAGUACUACAUCUGAGCAAAAAUUUACGGGAAGUGGUAAACCUUUCCGUUCUCAUUAUAUAUCAGUUGUUGUAAGGGAAGCAUUGAUAAUGUUAAAAUCAUUUCAUUCUUUUAAUAUUACAUGUACAAAUUUGAACUUAGGCAAAUGUUAUGAUGUUAAUGGGAAAAUAAUGUUUGCAGGUAUUGAAGACAUAUUAUUAGGUAUUACAUGUUUUCCGGUCGUCUUACCAGGUACUGAAUAUACACAUAUGGAUAUAUUACUUGUGGGUUUACUAGCUCUGGAAAUGGCUAUGGGAAUUCCAAUUUCAGAAGAGGGAGAAAUGGACUUUGUCUCUGCUUUUAAGGAUCCUACAGAAACUGUUGAAGUUGAUAUUAAGUCAAGAACUAAAUUUGUAACACAAUUGUUAGAAGAUAUGCCAUCCUUUAUUCCUAAAGAGGUAGUUUCUUUCCUAAAGACAGUUUUUGACCCCACACAUACUGUUGAGGUUGAUGAGUUACUCCAGCAUCCCUUUAUUGUGAAUAAGAAGCAUAAAGUAUAUCGUGAAGAAGAUAAGGAAGGCAAGGUUAAGUGUCAACCGGUAGAACUAAGAGAAAAGGAGUCUCAACUAUUUCGUGAUGUUGCCAAUAACUGGAUAAAGGUUGUUAAAGCUGCAAGUGUUCGUAUGAUGUAUGAACAGGAAAGUCGUUUUUUUCUUAAAGAAAUAAAGCAUCGAAAAGGAGACUCUAGAGGAUUUCUAGUACAGGAUAAUUCCUCAAAUACUUGUAGCCCACAAAAGGACCUCUUGUCCAGGGAUACAUUAGCACAGAAUAUCAUGACAGUCCAAAAUGUGGAAACAAGACUGACUGAAUUAGAGUGUAGAACCGAUUCUUUGACUACCACAGACUCAGUGAUGCCACCACGACCCCCGCAACCCCCACCGAAAGGCUUACCUCCUCCUCCUCCUCCUCCUCCUCCAAAAAGAUUACCACCACCACCACCACCACCACCACCAGCAAAGUGUCCAAUAUCGUCUUAA
Molecule: messenger RNA, 1833 nt
Organism: Trypanosoma theileri
Lineage: Eukaryota; Euglenozoa; Kinetoplastea; Trypanosomatida; Trypanosomatidae
Product: putative p21-activated kinase 3
Exons: 1
Coding region: 1-1833 (610 amino acids)
Molecular function (GO): phosphatidylinositol binding
Source: RefSeq, a predicted model, not a curated record